CUCUUUCCUCAUCAUAAAAUCUCCAUAGCCAUCGAGCUUAAUCGCCAUACCUCUUUUAGAAAUUCACGAAUCACGACUACGUUUCUUAAAGAUGCUACUCAGGAGCUCAUCAAAUCCCGCACUCAAUUCAUGGUUUCAACAACAAAAUCCCAAAGGAUUAUCAUCACCGGAACCAGAUUUCAUUCAUCGAAACAUGAGAUCACCGGCAAUUUCAAUGCAUUCGUCAUGUUCACCGAAUGAUGCGUCCAAGAAGCUCUCCAGAGCCUCAUCGGAGAGUGACUUGAUCGGUUUUUCUCAGCCAAAACGUAGGAAUUCUUUGAGUAGUGCAAACAUCUUGCUUUCUUCGGUGGCGGUGGAAGAGGACGUCGAAGCGGAAGAGAGCGAAAACAGAGGUUUGCUUUUUUCGAGUUCUGGUUUGGAUUGUAAUGAGGGGUGUGGAGUACGUCUUAUGGAGGAUGGCACCGGUGGAAGCGAUGGUGGUGGAAAGAUCUGUGGAGGCGGUGGUGAUAACGGUGAUUAUAAUGGAAGUGAUGGUACAGAUGUGUAUUAUCAGAAUAUGAUCGAAGCAAACCCUGGCAAUUCAUUGAUUCUCGGCAAUUACGCGAAAUACCUGAAAGAGGUGCGAUGUGAUUUCUCGAGGGCUGAGGAGUAUUGCAGCCGAGCAAUCCUGGCAAACCCUAGCGAUGGAAAUACUUUAUCAAUGUAUGCCGAUUUGAUUUGGGAGACACAAAAGGAUGCAUCUCGUGCACAGAGUUACUUCGAUCAAGCAGUCAAAGCUUCUCCAGAUGACUGUUAUGUAAUGGCAUCUUAUGCUCGGUUUCUUUGGGAUGCUGAUGAAGAAGACGAAGAAGAAGUUUCCAAUAUGAAUCUAUCAUCAACAAGUUUCUUCCAUGAAUCUUCACAACAAUUUCCAAUUGCUGCAGCAUAAUAAAGAUGAAUCCAGAACCAUAACUUUAAUAACAGAGAUCUAUCUUACUUAGUAACAGUCUGACCCAUCUUCCUUUCGUUGUUUCUUGUACUUUUUUGAAUCAAUUAAGUCAUAUUGGUGUUCAAGAUGAGAUCAUUCUCUCACUAUGUUAUAGGAGUAGUUAUUAUGUCAAAGAUUCAGUCUUUUUUGUAAUUAUCAUGUGAUAAAGUAAUAAUAUGAUGC
Lactuca virosa is the source of this 1150-nucleotide messenger RNA. Lineage: Eukaryota; Viridiplantae; Streptophyta; Magnoliopsida; Asterales; Asteraceae. The record is from the annotation of a GenBank genome assembly.